Messenger RNA from Juglans microcarpa x Juglans regia, 927 nucleotides. RefSeq lists its product as uncharacterized. The coding region runs from base 1 to 927 and encodes 308 amino acids. The transcript is spliced from 5 exons. The record is from RefSeq and is a predicted model, not a curated record. Lineage: Eukaryota; Viridiplantae; Streptophyta; Magnoliopsida; Fagales; Juglandaceae.
AUGAUUAAAUGGCCAGUUCCUAAAUCUAUUAAAGCAUUGAGAGGGGUUUUGGGGUUCACUGGCUACUACAAAAAGUUUAUUCUAGAUUAUGGCAUCAUAGCUACUUUAUUAAAAGCUUUGUUGAAGAAUGAAGCUUUUAAAUGGAGCAAAGGCCGUUUGGCUUUUUCAAGCCAAGCUUUGAAGGGCAAGAAUCUGCAGUUAUCCACCUAUGGAAAGGAAUUUUUGGCUUUGGUCUUGGCAAUCAAAAAAUGGAGGCCUUAUUUAUUGGGUGGUUCAUUCAUUAUCAGAAAUGAUCAUCAUAGCUUGAAGUACUUGAUGGAACAGAAGGGAGUGGAAAACAAAGUGGCAGAUUCUUCGUCUAGAAAAGAUCAAGAUGAGAAUGUUCAUUAUGUGCUAGCCAUAUCUGUUCCAAAUGCUACUUGGCUAGGAGAGAUUAAAAGGGCAUAUGUUGAAGAUCAAGCGGUGCAACAGCAGUUUGUGAUUUUACAGCAGAACCCUACAACCAACUCAUCACUUUCUAUUGAAGGAGGAGUUUUUUUCAAGAAGGGUAGGUCGUAUAUUCCUAAUUGUGCUGACUUAAAAGUCAGGAUAUUGCAUUUUAUUCAUGCAAGCCCUGUUGCAGGUCACUCAGGCUUUCAUAAGUCACUGCAGAGAGCAAGGUCUGGCUUCUAUUGGCCUGGUAUGAAAACUGAGAUAAAGAAAUUCAUCAAGGAGUGUGAAUGGUCUGAGUGGUUGGCUUUUGCUGAGUGGUGGUACAAUACCACUUUCCAUACCUCUACUAAGCUCACUCCCUAUGAGGCAGUUAAUGGUGUACCACCUACUCCACUUCGAGAAUAUGUUCCAGGUGGAGAUUCGAAGUCGAAUCCUUCUGAGAAAAGGGGGAAUGAUGGGGGCCAACAUGGACCUAAUCUUAAAGAUCAUUUGUAA